AUACCCAAACUACGGUGGAGCCCAUUCAACCGAUUCUCCGCAGUGCUGAAAGAGCAGUGUGAAGUAAAGAAGGAGAAGGAGGAGGACUGAAAGAGGGGGAGAAAAGAGAGGAGAACAGUGGGGGAAACACGAAAGAGAGAGAGUGUGUGUGUGUGUGUGUGUGCGUGCGGCGAGAGCAGGGAAGAGGGAGAGAGAGAUAAGGGGAAAACUGCAAAUUGGGUGCCCAGGCUUCCCAGUGCGCACAGAUCUCUCGUCGGCUGCACCGUCCGACCAGCUCUCCGCUCUGCAUGAUGAGUUCGUUCAGUACGAGGGCGCUGACGCUGCUCUCGUCGGUUUUCGGGGCCUGUGGUUUGCUGUUGGUUGGCGUCGCCGUGUCAACAGACUACUGGCUGCUGAUGGAGGAGGGAAUCAUCCUGCAGCAGAACCAGACCCAGGAGGUCAAGAUGGCGCUGCACUCGGGCCUCUGGAGGGUCUGCUUCGUGGCCGGACCAGAGAAGGGCAGAUGUGUAGCGUCAGAGUAUUUCACCGAGCCGGAGAUAGAGAUCACAACAGAAAAUACAGCCAACAUACUCAAAAUGGUCCGAACAGCCACUCCCUUCCCCAUGGUCUCCCUGCUCUUCGUCUUCACUGCCUUCGUCAUCAGUAACAUCGGACACAUCCGGCCGCAACGCACCAUCCUCGCCUUCGUUUCCGGAAUAUUCUUCAUACUGUCUGGUCUCAGCCUGGUGGUUGGUCUGGUUCUGUAUAUCUCCAGCAUUAAUGACGAGGUGAUGAACCGACCUCGAGAGCCAGAGGCGUUCUUCCACUAUCGCUACGGCUGGUCCUUCGCCUUCGCCGCCUCCUCCUUCCUGCUCAAGGAGGGUGCAGGAGUGAUGUCCGUCUACCUGUUCAUGAAGCGCUACGCUGAGGAGGAGCUGUACCGGCCUCAUCCCGCCCUCUACCGCCCCCGCAUGUCCGAAUGCAGCGACUACAGCGGCCAGUUCCUCCACCCAGACUCCUGGCCUCCACCGAAGCGGGGCCGCAGCGCCUCCGACGUCUCCUCCGACAUCUCCAUCCAGCUUAACCAGACGCCGCCUUCGCAGGCACAGGCCAAGGGGGGCAGCAGCUCCCAGCAGACGCCCUCCUCCUCUGGGCCUUCAUCGGCGGCCAGCUACCAGCACCAGCCAGCCUCCUCCUCUUCCACCUCCUCCUCUUACCCACACCCUCUCCACCUGGCCUCCACAUCCACCUUACCCAGAGCAUCCCAUGCCCACGGCCACCCUCAGCCACACCCCCACCCGAGCGGGCCACCACCCCAAUCCCUGCCCAUGGGGGUGCCACCCUCAGCCGUGCCUCCUCCCCGCUAUCACGCGCACAUGCGAAUGAGCGCGUCGCCAUGCUAGGCUACAUAUGAAGAAAAUGAAGAAAUGAACAUUUCCAGAAAGAAUAUCUGGAAAUGGGGGGGGGGGGGGUAGAUUGGCUCUGGUACAGCUCUUACACACCACAAGAAAACACACACACACACACAAUCACAAAUCCUGUAUCCUCGAAGUGUGUGGGAGGAGGGAUGCAGCAGAGUGGAUGAAGCAGGGAGGUUUGAGGAGAACAAAAAGAGGAGAGAGGAUGAAAGAAAAGAGGGGAGGACGGGAGGAGAGGCGAGUGGGCGGAUGGUAUGACUCACUGCUGAUGCCGAGCCCAAGACGACGACAGACACUUAAAACUUUUAACACGCUGGGAGGAAACACGGUGGGGGAGGAGAGAGGGAUGCAGUUAUUAGGAGCAUCAACACGUUGUGCGGUUUGUGACGGGUACGUUCAUCAUCAGGACCGCGACACACAGGAAACAGGAAGCUGAAUCAUUUCCAAACUGUUGUGUUCCAUUCACAAAAACAACAAAACAGUGGAUCUGGCUAUACAUGUAUUAUCCUGUCAUCAACAAGGACUGAGGAGACCUGCUAUAAAAAAAAUGCAUCUACUGUAACAUGUUUUCCUAAUUCCAUGAACAUGGUUGGGAAAGUUACUUCAUCACGUCUUGAUUACUUUUGAUUACUUUCUAAAUAAAUGUUGAAAUCCCUAUAAAAACAUUGACUUAGAAAUCAAAAGUAGGCUGCUGUUACUGUGGCUUUUGUUUAUGAGAAUACAUGAUUUUAAAAAAAACACACACACAAACUCCUGCCGACACAGGCAGCACAAUCUCCAACCAGACCGGCCUGCAACCCAGAUGUCAUGUGAGCUUUUGUUGCUCAGAAUGGAUGAAUUUGCAGUAACAUGGGUUCAGUUUGUCGGAGUAACAGAACACAACCCCUUUGACACAAUGUCAGCAUGUCAAUGGUACUGUGGAUGCAGAUUUGAAUGAAUAGAGUAUGUCCACAUGUAUUGAAUUUGUCUAUUUAAUUUCAUUCACGUUUUGAAUGUGUGUACCCAAAACAAUAAGCAGAAAACCUUUGAUGUUUUGACCAGUUUUCCCAGCCUAACUAAUAAGUAAGCCUAACUAUAAUUACAUUGGCCAAUUUUAACAUUAAAAACAUCAUACUAUCUUAUUGCUUCCCAGCCCUGUUCAUGACAAACUGUAUUUGAAAAGAAACAGGAAGAAUGCCAAUAUCAUGAAGAAUGUCCAUAUUCUUAAAAAUCAGUAUUGCUUACAACCUGGGCCUGAAAUUAAUACAAGAGUAGCCAAUGAGAAAUGAUUGAUUCAUUAAUCGAGUUUUUUUGCCACAAUUCACAUUUAAAGAUGUAGUGCGUAACAUUUUAAUAUUAGUGAACGUCCGUUACAUUCCAUACAUUGCCAAAUGAGUUGCUCCAAAGCUAUUAAGCUCAGCACAACUCUUUUUAAUCAUCCGUGUCCUCCUUGGCUACCAGCAACUUUGUGGACUAAGGGUCACGGAAGGCUUGUGUCGUGUGGAUGCAACGACCGUGGUGUUGUCAUUACUUGUAGAAUUCCUCAUGGGGGGCGACAGAACCUACUUUAAAGUCUAUAGCUUUACACCGAGACGGCCAUUUCCUUGGAUUUGAGCCCAUAAAUGUGGCAGCACAUAAAAAGAUUU
This is a messenger RNA of Etheostoma cragini (Arkansas darter), 3022 nucleotides long. It is a transcript of the gene cacng7a, whose product is annotated as calcium channel, voltage-dependent, gamma subunit 7a. Gene Ontology annotation, biological process: regulation of AMPA receptor activity; transmission of nerve impulse; neurotransmitter receptor transport, postsynaptic endosome to lysosome. Lineage: Eukaryota; Metazoa; Chordata; Actinopteri; Perciformes; Percidae. The record is from RefSeq and is a predicted model, not a curated record. Gene Ontology annotation, cellular component: AMPA glutamate receptor complex; postsynaptic density membrane. Gene Ontology annotation, molecular function: channel regulator activity; voltage-gated calcium channel activity. The coding region runs from base 288 to 1382 and encodes 364 amino acids. The transcript is spliced from 6 exons.